This is a messenger RNA of Notolabrus celidotus (New Zealand spotty), 1307 nucleotides long. RefSeq names its product F-box/LRR-repeat protein 2-like. The transcript has 10 exons. Gene Ontology annotation, molecular function: protein binding. Gene Ontology annotation, cellular component: SCF ubiquitin ligase complex. Gene Ontology annotation, biological process: SCF-dependent proteasomal ubiquitin-dependent protein catabolic process. The record is from RefSeq and is a predicted model, not a curated record. Lineage: Eukaryota; Metazoa; Chordata; Actinopteri; Labriformes; Labridae. The coding region runs from base 22 to 1110 and encodes 362 amino acids.
CUCAAGGAUCUGUGCAGAGUGAUGCAGGUCUGCAGACGACUGCACACACUGGCUACUGAUCACACACUCUGGAGAGAUGUGAGGGUUGAGAACGCCACCCUGACAGACCGAUGGUUCCUCUCUGUGGGCAGAUGCCGCCCUCGCAGUAUUAGUCUGUACAGCUGCAGUGGACCCUCUCUCUCCUCUUGUGUGCUGGAGAAGUUUUUCACACUUUGCAAAGACACUCUGGAGGAAAUCCAGGUCACAAGUUGCACUAGUCCUGUUCUCCAUGGUGACCCGAUGCUAUCACUGAUUGGUCAGUGGUGUGAUCAUGUGACCAGUGUGGACGCGAGCUGGAGUGGAGCAACAGAUGCAGGAGUUAAAGCUCUGAGUGAAUGCUCUCCAGGGUUGAGACUAAAAUCUGUCAUUUUAAACGGCUCUCAAGUCACCGAUGACCCAAUGAUAAAACUCAUCACAAGACACAAAGAAAGUCUGUGCAGAUUGGAGGUGUUUGGCUGUCACCUCCUUACUCCAUCCGGUCUACAGACAAUUUAUGAGAUUUGUCCUGGCCUCACGCAUCUGAACAUCGGACAAGUGCCAAGAGUCAACAAAGACUGUCUCAUAGUGAUGACAUCAGAGCUUAAAUGUCUCAUUUUACUGAAUCUCACUGGACUGCAGGUGGUGUCUGAUACCUCAGUGGAUGCUUUGCUUCAGAACUGUGUUGAACUUCAGAGUUUGAGCCUUGGCUCCUGUCCUGGAGUCACAGACCGUACACUGCACAGCAUAAGCAAAUACACACCUUAUAUCGAGUCCCUGGAUGUGAGUGGCUGUAAGGCAGUAACAGAUGCAGGAGUUGAGUCUCUGGCUCGGGGAUGCAGACGACUUCAGCAGCUGAAUCUAAGCUCCACCAGCACGGGAAACAGAGGGGUUGAUCUGCUGGCCAAUUACUGCAGUGGACACCUCCAUACAGUAAAACUGAGUUUCUGCCACAUCAGCACAGCAAACAUACUGAAGCUCUGCCGACGCUGCCAAAGAUUGAAGGUGCUCCAUCUCUACGGCUGUGCUCACCUCCCAAGUGAGAAAGAGAUCAGACAAGUAAACGCUGUUGUUAAAGUUCACUCUCUGACCUAACUCUCACACUGACAUCUACACACAACUGGACAAAUACACACAACAUAACACCAAGCACAUUUGAACUGAGGAACAGUAGAUAAUCCUGCAAAGAAACAAGUAUUUUAACUUACAUUUACAACACAUUCAGGCAUGAGAACUUAUGUAAAGGAGUGAUUAAAAUGCAUUAAACGAAUGACCAUGUGUGUUUGACUGCA